AUGAAUUACAUUACAAUUAAUGUUAUUGCUUUCACCGCCAUUUUUACUGCUGAAUUUUUGGUAACUGAAGCAAAGUUUCUAAGUUUCAUCAAUAAUAUCAACAAAGCCGAAAGAUUUGAUAGCGUCUUUCUUUUCAAACCGUCACAGGACCACAUCUCUACUAAUUUCGAUUUUGAUGACAACUUCAUGGGUAACGUUACAACUUCACUUGGUAUUCCAGUAAUUCUUGGAACAGAAGUCUCUUCGUUUUAUUUGAAGCGAGAGUUCAAUGAAAACCUUCUUACCAUUGUUCAAUUCGAUUCAAGUGAUCUAUUUCUUAAGCGGCUAUUGGAACAUCUUCAACACUUUCGGUUUUGUAAGACAAUUUUUGUGCUCAAGAAUAAUUCUUCAGGAAGUAAUAUGGAGAAAUUGAAGAGUAUUUUCAAUUUCUCUUGGUCGAAUAGAAUGGUUAAAGUCGUAGCAGUUUUUCAAGAUUUUGUGACUUCUUCGACUUACUACAGUUAUAGCAAUUUCGGGCAAUUUACAAUAACAGAAUUCUUCUGGAACAAUAGAAAUUCGGAUGUUUUUCCAAAUCGAAUGCGAAAUCUACAGAAAUCAUCAUUACCAAUUCUGUUUGGAGCUGUAGAACCAGAACAAAUCAUUUCCAAAAACGUAAACGGUGAUAUGCUUAUUGGAGGCUAUGUAGGACAUCUUUUCCAUGCGUUUGCCAAGAGGCACAAUGCUAUACUUAAUACAUCGAAUGUAGACGUUUCACUUUCAUCGUACGAUAUUCGUCCUUAUGUUCUAGGUGGCAAAGUUGAAAUAUCAGCUGCAAGUUGGAUGUUUCUCGAAGAAUCAAUAGAUUGGUACACAUAUCCUUAUAGCUUUAUUGAUUAUGGUGUUAUGUUGCCCAUAGAGCCAAAUGUUCCUGUUUAUAAAAUGUUUGCUUUUGUUUUUCGUUUGAAAGCCUUCGUUAUAACAAUUGUGGUUUUGAUAUUGCUUGAGGUUUUGCUUGAAACAGCUGCUAAAUUUUCAAAACCACAUCGAGGGUCCAUUUUUGGUGAUUACUAUAUCGACUGUUUUCGUGGAAUACUUGGACAAUCGUUUUCUGAAGUACCAAAUUCUUCAUUUACUAUGAAAUUGACUUUCCAUUGGAAUUUGGGAACUAAGAAUGCAUAUUUUGUAUCAAAACUAUCGCGCUGUCUUAUAAAAGAUUUGAGGUUUGUUUCACCUAGAAAUGAAUUUGAGUAUUUCUCCAUUAGAUUAGGUCUUAGUUUGAACAAUGUCUCAUCAAUAUCUGUUUGA
This is a messenger RNA of Episyrphus balteatus (marmalade hoverfly), 1284 nucleotides long. RefSeq lists its product as uncharacterized. The transcript has a single exon. The record is from RefSeq and is a predicted model, not a curated record. Bases 1 to 1284 code for a protein of 427 amino acids. Lineage: Eukaryota; Metazoa; Arthropoda; Insecta; Diptera; Syrphidae.